This is a messenger RNA of Kwoniella botswanensis, 1062 nucleotides long. RefSeq lists its product as uncharacterized. Lineage: Eukaryota; Fungi; Basidiomycota; Tremellomycetes; Tremellales; Cryptococcaceae. The coding region runs from base 1 to 1062 and encodes 353 amino acids. The transcript has 5 exons. Gene Ontology annotation, molecular function: oxidoreductase activity, acting on the CH-OH group of donors, NAD or NADP as acceptor; NAD binding. The record is from RefSeq and is a predicted model, not a curated record.
AUGAACUCGCUUUCGAGUCCUGAUUCAAUUCUACCUACUCCACCCCCCGAAUUUAACCUCCUCUCAUCAUCCAAAGCUACAGUAUACUUCCCUAAUCCCGUACAUCCCGUUGCACUGGAGUAUGCAAAGAUCAAAUUCGGGAGGGUGGUCGUGAAUGAUACCAAGGGAGGGCAUGAUUUCGAGGAGGAUCUAUUGAAAGUGGCAGAUGGAAUUGUCAACCGAGCUAAUCCCUUACCUCAAUCCUUCCUCGAAAAAUGUCAGAACCUCAAAGGGAUUAGCGUAGUAGGAGUAGGAUACGAUUCAGUUGAUAUUGUUUUUUGUCGUAACAGUAAAAUAUCAGUUUUCAAUUGUCCAGGAAUCAAUUCCACUUCAGUCUCAGAACUCACUUUGACCCUCACUCUAUGUCUCCUUCGAAAAGUGACUCAACUCAAUAACCGGAUUAAAAGCCUCGCAGAAGGUGAAAAGGUAUUGGCAAUUGAUAAUCUGGGGAACGAGUUGAAGGGUAAGAAAGUAGGUAUGAUAGGAAUGGGUAAUACAGCUAGGAAGACAGGAGAGUUAUUCCAUCACGCCUUUGGAUGUCCUCUUCAUAUCUAUUCACCCACCUCGCCUCCUGACAAGUGGACUUCGUCAGAUCCAUCAUGCCAAGGGGCAUUGAACCACACCCGUCACUCAAAUCUUGAAACUCUCUUACCUGAAGUUGAUAUUCUCACCAUUCACUGUCCCCUCACCCCUCUAACCAAGGAUCUAAUCACCGAGCGACAACUCCAAAUGAUGCAAUCAUCCGCAAUUCUAAUCAACAUGUCAAGAGGGUAUGUAGUGAAUGAAACUGAUUUGUACAAUGCUCUGAGAGAAGGUUGGAUAACUUCGGCUGCAAGUGAUGUUUUUCAGAUCGAGCCGGUCAAUAGAAAGUGCAUGAAUUGGUUGGAUGAAUUGGAUAAUUUCAUUGCUACCCCACAUAUUGGAGGAAGUACCAUCGAAGCUCAAAUCGAGAUAUGUAAAUGUGCGAUUGACCAAUUGGCAAAUUAUUUUGAUGGACAUCGAAUUGAGAAUCGAAUUUGUUGA